Calidris pugnax (ruff) is the source of this 2413-nucleotide messenger RNA. RefSeq names its product ras-related and estrogen-regulated growth inhibitor-like. Gene Ontology annotation, molecular function: GTPase activity; GTP binding. The transcript is spliced from 4 exons. Bases 16 to 660 code for a protein of 214 amino acids. Lineage: Eukaryota; Metazoa; Chordata; Aves; Charadriiformes; Scolopacidae. The record is from RefSeq and is a predicted model, not a curated record.
AUUAACAGCCUUGUGAUGCUGCCGCACCAAAGCACCUGCAGAGCCUUGACCGUAAGAUUCAUCACCAGGAGAUUCAUUGGAGACUACGACCCAACCCUUGAGAUGAUUUACAGACACAUGGCCGUCAUCGACGGGGAGAUGGUGCACUUCGAGAUCCUGGACACGGCGGGGCAGGAGGAGGAUUCCCUGCAGAUAGAGGAGAAGAUCAAGUGGGGCGAUGGCUUCGCCGUGGUCUACUCGGUGACGGACAGAUGCAGCUUCGACGAGGUGAUGCGGCUCUGCUUCCUCAUCAACCACAUUCACUCCAGCCCCAAGCGCAGCAGCGGGAGCGAGCAGCCCCCCGUGGUCAUCGUGGCCAACAAGAAGGACUUGGAGUUCGACAGGAUGGUGUCCACGGAGGACGGCGAAAACCUCUCCAAAGCCUUGAAGCUUCCUUUCUACGAGAUCUCCACCCGGGACAGCUAUGAAGAGACCGUGGCGGUGUUCAACAGCCUCUACCAGGAGCUCAUGAGACAGGGGCAUUUCUCCCCAGGCUCCUUCAAGAGGAGGACAGUGUCAAAGCUGAUGGAGAAGAUCCCCAAGAUGCAAGCCAGCUCCACCUUGAACUCAGCGGGCCGGAGCCUCAGCUUUAACUCCUUCAGGGACUACAUCCCCGAGUGAGCGUCCCCACCGUGGGGGCGAGUGACAGAGGGACAGGUCAUCCUGCUGCCAGGGCGCCCGCGCAUCAGCCCCAGGGUGGAGGAGCAGCUCCUGGGGCUGUGCUGGCUCCCAGAGGGAAGGCUGAGACGUGGGGAGGGUAGGAUUGGGGUCCAUCAGCCUUUUAAAGCCCAGAGGCUUCCACAAAUGGGUUUUGGGUGGGCAGGGGAGAUGUUCUUUGUCCAUCUUACCCCUUCGCCCCCUCUUCCUCCUCCUGCACGGCUGAAGCCAGUAGUGAAGGUGGGUCGUGGUGACUUCAGGGGUGUUGGGUCAACCCCUGGGGGCUCAGAAGUGUCUCAGCAGGGAUCGGACCCAGCAGAGACACAUCUGUGUGGGUUUUCCUGCUCCCCUAAGAAAGCUUGCUGGGUCUGUUUGUCCCCGAGACAGGCACCCACACGCCAGGGAGACCCCGAGGGUGGCGCUGGCUCCGGGGCUGUCACCAGCCAGCCCCAUCCUGGGGAAAAUGGGCAUUGCUUUUGUUGCUGGUGGGUAAAAUCCCCUCCAAACCUCCCCAGCCUGGUCAGCUGCUCCAAGGGGGUGGUUGCUGCCCACCUCCAUCCCUUGGUGCCCCCAGACCCACCUGCCGUGUGGGUCAGUGGGUGACAGAGGGCUGUGUCCCCCUCUGCCUCUGCUGUGGCCCCCCCCAAAGAGCCAGUCCAGCCUGUUCCCCCAUCUGCAGCCACCAGCAUCCAUCUGUCGGAGCCCGGGGCUGCAUUUCGUCCCAGUUUCCCCCACCUUUGUGAGCUGAAGCGGCUGCAGAGGGGCAGACCCCUGCAGACCCCCAUAUCCCGCCCCCCCAGAGCCCUUUUUCCCCCCCCUGGCUGCUCAUGGGCUGGCACCAGGGGCAUGUUUAAAAGCAAAACGCAGAUCUGUUUACAGCACAGGGGGAAAAAAAGCCUAUUGAUCCCUGCCUUUUCUGAAACCCCAUUUUUUAACGUUUCAGGCUCCUUGGCACACUCUCCUCUAAGGACACUGCAGAUAAAACCCCAGGCAAAGGGCAGUGAUGGCAGCAGAUGCUGCUGCCCCAGCUCGGGGUGAGGGCACCGCCUGCUCCCUGCUUUGCUGGGGCUUUUCUGCCUCCCCUGAGUCUGCCCCUUAUUUCGUGUCUCCAUCUGGGCUGGGGCAGCAUCCCCUUCUCCGGGGGGAGGGAAAUCCAACAGGUUGCCUUUCUGUUGCUCAUGGACACCUUCUGCUAAGAUCAGGCCUUUGCAUCCCGGAGGAACAGGAUUCCCGGGGCAGCCCCUCCCCUUAAAGCCUUUGCCCCGGGACCCAGCUGAGCAUGGGGCCAGCAAAACCCCUGGCUGGCAACUUGAAGCACGGAUGCCACGGAGCCGAUACCGGGAGGUGCAAAUGAUGCUCCUUGCGGGGACACCCCCCUUGUCUGCUUAUUAAUUGCCCCAUUCCCAAGGGGAAGACCACGGUGGCCUGAGAAUUAGUCUUUUUGCGUGGGGCCGGGGCAGCAGAGGCGCGGGCAGGAGCCGGGAUCGCAGCGAGAGCAUCUUCCCCCCCACAGCAUCGUCCUCUCCCUCCCUCCCGCCUGCUGCCGCUUGAGGUGACUGCGCUGGAAGACCCGUGGUGUGACACCCCGUGUGUCCCCUGUAGUGGUGAAACACCCCGUGUGUCCCCCUGUAGUGGUGAAACACCCCGUGUCCCCCCUGUAGCGACAUGUCCGUGGUCGUCUGCUGCCUCCUGUGACAAUAAACACCAAUUAACAGCC